Pestalotiopsis fici W106-1 is the source of this 1095-nucleotide messenger RNA. RefSeq lists its product as uncharacterized. NCBI's taxonomy places the organism in Eukaryota, Fungi, Ascomycota, Sordariomycetes, Amphisphaeriales, Sporocadaceae. Gene Ontology annotation, molecular function: FMN binding; NADPH dehydrogenase activity. The record is from RefSeq and is a predicted model, not a curated record. The coding region runs from base 1 to 1095 and encodes 364 amino acids. The transcript has a single exon.
AUGGAGACGACCAAGUUGUUCCAACCCCUGAGCUUGGGGAGACUUGAGCUCAAGCACCGUGUCGUUAUGGCACCACUUACACGCCUUCGAUGCGACAAAGACCAUGUAAUUCUGCCCAUCGCUAAGGAAUACUAUGCUCAACGCGCUUCUGCCCCGGGCACUCUUAUCAUUGCCGAGGCGACGAUGCCUUCGCUGAAGCACGGCUUCGGUGAUCACACCCCGGGAAUCUGGUCGGAUGCACAAAUCAAGAGCUGGAAGGAGAUUACGGAUACUGUACACGACAAGGGCUGCUUCAUGUAUUUGCAGAUUUGCCUACCCGGUCGCGCCGCGGCAGAGGGGUAUGAGUGCCUCAGUUCGAGCGCGGUCCCGAUCGACGCGCAGAGCCGCGUGCCCAAGGAAAUGAACGAGGAGGAGAUCCAAGAGGCCAUUGACAUCACUGUUAAGGCCGCAAAAAAUGCCCUUGUGGCCGGCUUCGAUGGAGUCGAGCUUCACGGCGCCAACGGAUACUUGAUCGACCAGUUUAUUCAAGACAAUUGCAACCAGCGCACGGACAAAUGGGGAGGCUCUGUUGAAAACAGAUCCAGGUUCGCCUUGGAACUAGUGGCUGCCGUGGCCGAAGCCAUCGGAUCUGAUCGUCUUGGCCUGCGCCUCAGCCCAUGGAGCGAAUUCCAAUCAAUGAAGAUGAAGGAGCCUGUGCCGCAGUUCUCCCACUUGGUCCGGGAGUUGAAGAAGUACAAGCUGGCCUACCUUCACCUUAUCGAGUCGCGCGUCAACAAUUGGGCGGACAAGGAAAAGACAGAGGGGAUUGACUUCCUCAUCGACAUCUGGGACAACCAGUCACCAGUGCUCGUUGCGGGAGGCUUCAAGUUGGAUUCGGCAAAGACCGCGGUUGACAGCGAGUACGCAAAGUAUGACACCGCUGUCGUCUUUGGUCGCUACUACCUGUCGACACCCGACCUUGUCUUCCGUCUGCAGCAUGGUCUGGAGCCCAACCAGUAUGACCGCAACACUUUCUACACGCCUGUGCAACCCGAAGGCUACUUAGACUACCCAUUCAGCAAGGAGUAUGAGAGCGCCGCCAAGGGCCAGGCAUAA